CAGGCUCGCCAAGUCCAACUUGAGCUGUUCGAUCUUGUUGUCGCAUCGUCACUAGUCCAGCAGCUAUGGGGCCCCGGCACUUCCUACUACCAAUACAUAUCAUCCGUGAUCCGAUAUAUAGCUUGCAUCUUCGGCGAUCUGGCAGGGCGGGUGAACACGUAACGGUACCGUCGACGAAACAUGCCGCAUCAGUCACCAAAGCACCGCUCCGUCCUUACUACUGCAAACACGAAGUGACUGCGUGUCCGGGUCGAAGUGCCGUGGUUCAUUAGCAUGUACCUAUGCUCUCAUAAGUAAGCUAGGGUUGCUUCCUCCACCCCCUCAGUUUUUCUCCUCUGUACACCAGUAAGCACUAACGAUUCCCGUCAUGAUUUUCUUUACGAAGAAGCCUAAACCAUCUGCGCUUCCUCCCGGAUGGCCAUCACCAUUCCACAACAAGUGUAGCCAACGAGACUGCCACUACGCUAAUAACCCGCAAAGCGUCAAAGGUGUUUACCAAUGUCGCGGCGUCCCCGGAGGUUUCUACUGCGAGGGUACAUACAAGAUCGCAUCCACUCGAGCGCGUGAGACAGAGCACUAUCUGCAAGAAAUGGCCAUGGCUCGUAGGUCAGCUGAGGAGGAACAGAGAAAGCGCACGACAUCGGAGAUGAGGCGGCCUGAGAGGCUUCCUGAGCUCGGGACGCGACGGGGAGGGACGAACCUGUCUAACAGGAGAAUACCAGAUGAGCGGGACCUCCGACCCGGUUUUGGGCAAGCUCCUCGCAUUACGAGAGGUACGGAAAACAGGAGGCCGCAAGCGGGUGCACCAUAUUCAGGUCAUCGCCCGUCACAAUCCGAAAUAGAGUCGGAGUACAAGACUGACCAAAUUCUGAUGCAUCUCUAUCCCGAACGAGAGAUCCGACCAAGAUGGAUAUAAUGAACACACUGCACGAGCCUCGCAUCCUAUGUAUUUUUGGGCCUUCCAGAGCCAGAAUGAUGAUUAUAUGAUUCCUGACACGAUAUUACUUACAUACGUCCUAUCAGGACAACUACACGUAUUCUAUUUUACUAUUACUUCGUGUCACUUAUACUUCAUGGACCACAAGAGAAACUAAAUGACUAUUCGAUCAAGAUGCACUCUGGACCAGUGCUGCUACUGCCUUCUGCGACCUAGGUGCGAUCGAAACUGAGAAGAUUUUUGGAUGGCUACAAAGAGAC
Suillus subaureus is the source of this 1197-nucleotide messenger RNA. RefSeq lists its product as uncharacterized. NCBI's taxonomy places the organism in Eukaryota, Fungi, Basidiomycota, Agaricomycetes, Boletales, Suillaceae. Bases 368 to 916 code for a protein of 182 amino acids. The transcript has 3 exons. The record is from RefSeq and is a predicted model, not a curated record.